AUGAAAGACGCGCUGUCGAGCUGCAGUGGUAGCGGAGACCUAGCGCUUGACUUUCCUCAAGAUGAGUACUCGCUCAUGUUUCCACCAUCGCCAGAUCACUCUCCCACCAGUAGCAGUAGCAAUAGCUGCGCUUCUGGAGUUGUUUCACCAACGCCAAACGCUAAGAGUCCUUUGAGCACAAGCAUUAACAGUCCAGAGAUCAAAACCAAGAAAUGGGUGCGCAAGGAGAAGAUCGGACAAGGUGCGCAAGGCUCCAUCUACCGCUACGUAGAGAUCAAUACCGGCCGAGAGGUGGCGGUGAAGGUUAUCUGGACGAGAGAGUUGCCACCUCCCGCUGUGGAGGCCGUCAAGAGAGAGGUCAAGACAAUGAAGCGGUUGCGACACCGACACUUGGUGCGCUAUCUGCAAGCCACUGAGAAGAAACAGAGCGAACUGCGGAUAUAUAUGGAGUACGCAGCUGGAGGUUCAUUAAGUUCGCGUCUGUCCCGCUCCGGUGCCUUGCCACCGGCGCUAGUCAAACGCUUCACUCGUCAACUAUGUGAAGCUCUGCACUAUUUGCACCAGAACGGCAUCGCACAUCGUGACAUCAAGUGCGCUAACAUCCUCCUCACCGCACCCAAGGGUGCACCGGACGAUGGUGCGUGUGCAGACGUGAAGCUUGGGGACUUCGGGACUUUCAAACUCGUCGGCUGCGCGUCACUUGUUGGAGGACUCAAAGGUACCCCUCACUGGAUGGCACCCGAGGUGAUCCGCCAGCAAAACAUGGAGGACGAUGGCAACCACGAACGCUGGUUCCGUGCUGAUAUAUGGAGUCUUGGCUGUGCGGUGCUUGAGAUGAUCACUGGCCAUUCCCCGUGGCAGCAGUUCAGCAACCCACUCACUGCAAUGUAUCAAAUCGUGUCCAGUGACAUCACGCCAACUAUCCCAGCAGACGUCCCAGCAGAGACCGCCUCGUUCCUCAUGCUCUGUCUCCAGCGGAAUCCAGAGCAUCGCGCAACGCUCACACAGCUCCUCGCUCAUCCCUUCAUACGUGUUAGCAAUGAAGGCAAAGCGAAAGCAAAUAGCUCGAAGCACCGCCUCAAGCGUUUAGCACAUGAACAAGGGGAAAGAAUCGGUUCCGGAGCCUGAGCCGCAUGAGGAUUCCUCAACACUGUCGCACAUGGAGAGCCCGACAAGAGUCAUACCCUCCACCUUGAAGCUGCGCUCAGCAUCAUACGACGAAGACAAGAGAACAGCUCCAUCACUAGCAUCUCA
Messenger RNA from Phytophthora infestans T30-4, 1254 nucleotides. Its product is annotated as mitogen-activated protein kinase kinase kinase, putative. Gene Ontology annotation, biological process: protein phosphorylation. NCBI's taxonomy places the organism in Eukaryota, Oomycota, Peronosporomycetes, Peronosporales, Peronosporaceae. Gene Ontology annotation, molecular function: protein kinase activity; ATP binding. The record is from RefSeq and is a predicted model, not a curated record. Bases 1 to 1128 code for a protein of 375 amino acids. The transcript has 4 exons.